AUCAUAAUAUUACCAGUGUUGAGUGAUUGUGAACAAGUCACAUAUUUCUGUCAAAUAUGUAAUAUUUUUUUUUUUAUAAAAACAAAGUGGAAGUAAUUGAAGUAUUUAAGUGAAGUCCAUUUAUGCAAAAAAUAUUAUUAUGCCGGAUUAUGAAGUUAAUCAGGUUGUUAACACGAGAAUUUAUUCGUAGUGAAGAACUCAAUAAAAUGCAUUUUCAUCGCACAUAACCUAUCAGUGUAAUUAGAUAAACAAAUAUCUCGAUUUUGUUUCGCAGUUUGUUCAGUUACAUUAUCUAUUUAGAGUUGUAGUAUUUUAUUUAUUAUGUAAUAUGUGUGUAAAUAAUGGAGGUGACAAAUAUUCGAAAUCUCGUUAGAGAUUUGGACUUGACCCUUCAACCACGGACAGCUCCACGUUAUAAAGUUUGGUUGCCUCUUGCUACCCAACAGUUACGCUUCAGGAAUUUGAUACAAAUAAUUGGAUAUAAUUUAAAUAAAAAUGACAAAUGCAAAGUGUGUUGGUUUUAUUACACUAUUCAUAGAUCAUGUAUGUCUUCUCCUUUAUAUACAAGUGAGCCGAUAGAUAAUUCAAGUCCACGAUGGGAGAGCCUAGAAGUGCCUAUUCUUCAUGCCACAGGACAUUCUACAUCUAGUGAAAUAAUUCUAAGACUAUGGAGACGUACAAAAACAGGUGGUUGCUAUUCAGAUGUAACUCUAUUCACAUGGGGAAUAUCAUUUACUGGAUUAGAAUAUAUUGGAACGAAACUUCCGAACAAAUUGGAGACCGUCCUCCGUGAUAAUUCUCUUAUAUUCAAAAUUCAAGGCGGUUAUUUUGCACCUGCUUUUUGUUUUCUAAAUCAACCACAAUUAAAAAGAUACAUUCAUAUCAAUGUAAAUUCUAAUGAAAUAAGAGACAGUUACAGUGUUAAUAAACUACGUAGUUUAAGAAGUAAAAUGCAGGCAUUAAAACAACAAUCUGAUUCAGUUCAAGCGCUUAGGGAGAAAAUUGCUUCUGGUGAAAGUGUACAAACGCCAAAAUUUGCUCAGACCACUUUAAAUAGAUUAUUGCAACCAAAAAAAGUGAAUAAAGAAAAGAAAAUUGAGAUUAUGAAUAUACGUAAGGAAUUAGAAAUGGCAAAAUUUAGAGCCAGAUUACUUGAACAAGAGAGAGUGAGAAAAAUGGGACAAGUACGAGCAUUAAAUCAGUUACAUUUGGAUAUUACUGAUGAAAAUCAAGAUCACGGUUCGGAUUUAAUGGAACGUUAUCGUGAACUUAAAAAAGAUAUGGAGAGACUACAAGAGUGGCGUCAAAAUCACAUAGACGUAAGAGAAACUUUUCUUCAAACAACUGCUAGACUUACGCAUCGUCGAAGACAAAUAAUUGCUGAAUUAAAUUUAAUAUAUCCGAUAAAUCAAGAAACAAAUGGAAUAUUCAGGAUAAAUAAUGUAUUUUUACCAGACAGUGAAAAUUUGGAAUCGACAAACGAUACCGAUAUAGCGGUAGCAUUGGGUUUUGUUGCUCACACAACACAAAUGAUUGCAAAUUUUCUCAAUGUACCACUUAGAUAUCCUAUUGUACAUUAUGGUUCACGAAGUAAAAUUAUUGAUCAUAUAACAGAAAGUCUUCCCGACACUGAUAGACAGUUUCCAUUGUUUGCACGAAGUAAAGACAAAUUACAGUUUCAUUAUGCAGUUUAUCUUUUAAAUAAAAAUAUUGCCCAACUUCGAUGGUACUGUGGUCUUUCUACCGCUGAUCUACGCGCUACUUUACCAAACCUUGCAAGUUUAAUUAAUUCAAGAUCAAAUCAGACAUUAGACAGUUCGAAGAGAACAUUUUCUGGUUCAUCGUUAGAUGCGGAAAUAACAACAAUUAAACCAUUAACUCCACCGAUACAGAAAAUAUUAUUUGAAAAAUGUCACAGAACAACACGAUCAAUGAGUCAAUUGAAAACAUCAAAAGUUUUAUUGGGCGCAUCUCUUGAUCAAGGUUUGGAUAAGCCAAUUCAAUCGCUAGAUCUUAAUAUUCAAUCGAAACGUAUUUGUAAAUCAGAAGAAAGUGCCAUUGAUAGUAAAACAUUAACAUUACCAACUAGAGAUACGCCUAGUGUUAGUAGUAAUGAAACAUUGAAUGAAACUAUUUUUCAUAAUGUAACAGAAAGAAAUAGUGGUUGUCAAAGUUUUUUUCAAAAAUUUACAAAUGACAAUUUUAUCGAAAAUAGUAUUGAAAUUAGUAUACCAACAUCAAUAUCGAAGCCAAAGACUAAUUCUGAUAAUGAUGAGUGUUCAACUGCUCGACAAAGAAGUUCAAAUUCAAUAAGCAGCUGUGAAAUGGCUUUGAGUUGUAAUCAAAUUGACGGUGAAGAAAGUUCAAAUGAUACAUCGACAAAACAUAGUGAUCAAUUUGAAUUUAAUUCGGCAAAUAAUGAAUCCGAAAUAAUGAGUCAUUCAUUUUCAGAAAAUGAUAAUAAUAAUCCAUUUUUUCGUCAAAGAUCGCCGUGUGAAAAUUUAUCAAUUAUGGAUAAAACAAAAAUUGCGGACAAUGUUGAUUGUGACGUGACAUUUCCAUUAUUGAAAAGCGGACAUUCCAAAGAUGUUACAGAUUGUAGUUUAUCGUUAGAUGAAAUUGUUGAUUAUUCUGAGAAAACGGAGCCAAAACAAAGAGCAAUAUCACUUUGCAGUGAACCUGAUGAGGGAUUCAUGUCAGCUAAAAAUAUGACUCGAAAAAGAUAUGAUUCGGAAUCAAGGCAGGAUCAGGAAGAAACACAAGUACUUGUUGAAAAUUGGCAUAAAAGUACUAUUCCUGUUGCCUCUGGAGAGACUAAGACUGACAUUUCCGUAAAGGAACUGUUGAAAGAAACUCAGCUGUGUCUUUUUCAAACUAAAAAGGAAGAUAACAUAGCCAAAGAUUUUCAAACUUCUACCGAAUAUAUAAAUUCGAUCAGAAAAAGUUCGGAGAAUGUCUUUGCUCGAACAGAAGCAUUAGCUAAUAAAAAGGCUAGUUUCAAAGUAAUGAGAACACGUUUGCAAUAAUUUACACAAUUUACUUUUUUUUUAAAAAGGGAUUUUUUAGAUUAAUUUUACCGUCUGGAUAAAUUGCUAUAUUUUGCUUAAAAAAAAAAAAUUAUGCUCAAUUGCUUGAAACGGUGGAAAAAAAAUUUGUAAAUUACGUCGUACCUAUUAUGUUUUUUAUUCAAAUUAUAUCAAGACUCGUAAUUAUAUCGUGAUAUUAAGUAUUUCAAUAUUAAAUAUUUAAAAAAAAAAAAA
Leptopilina boulardi is the source of this 3260-nucleotide messenger RNA. RefSeq lists its product as uncharacterized. Gene Ontology annotation, molecular function: SNARE binding. The transcript is spliced from 9 exons. Gene Ontology annotation, biological process: SNARE complex assembly. Lineage: Eukaryota; Metazoa; Arthropoda; Insecta; Hymenoptera; Figitidae. The record is from RefSeq and is a predicted model, not a curated record. Gene Ontology annotation, cellular component: lytic vacuole; endosome. Bases 342 to 3026 code for a protein of 894 amino acids.